Exophiala oligosperma is the source of this 3531-nucleotide messenger RNA. RefSeq lists its product as uncharacterized. The transcript has a single exon. The coding region runs from base 1 to 3531 and encodes 1176 amino acids. Gene Ontology annotation, cellular component: nucleus. Gene Ontology annotation, biological process: error-prone translesion synthesis; error-free translesion synthesis. The record is from RefSeq and is a predicted model, not a curated record. NCBI's taxonomy places the organism in Eukaryota, Fungi, Ascomycota, Eurotiomycetes, Chaetothyriales, Herpotrichiellaceae. Gene Ontology annotation, molecular function: deoxycytidyl transferase activity; damaged DNA binding; DNA-directed DNA polymerase activity.
AUGGGCUCCAGGCUAGAAAAGAACUCUACCUCGGUGCGCAAGCGCAUUGAAAGCCACACCUUUAGCGAUGAGCAGGGCGAAGAAUAUGAAGGCUCCAAGUUCGGCGGAUUCGCCGAUUAUAUGCGGCGGAAGAAGAUCAAAUUGCAGAAUCUUGAUGCUGAAAUACGAUCGCACUCCACCGACAAACCUCCCAUUUUUCGCGGGGUGGUAGUCCAUGUUAAUGGCUAUACUCAGCCCUCGUUGAGUGACCUCCAUAACCUGGUGGUCAGCCAUGGGGGUGGCUUUCUACAAUAUCUCGAUGGCAAGACUGCUGUCACGCACGUUGUUGCAAGUAAUUUGACCCCAAAGAAAGCAGUCGACUUUGCCCGAUAUCGUAUUGUCAAGCCUGGCUGGAUCGUCGAUAGUGUCAAGGCUAGCAGGCUCUUGCCCUGGGAUGCCUACAGGCUGGUGGAUGAGGGGGUGACACAGAAGGUGUUGGGCUUUGAGAAUGGCCAGAUGAUCAGCCAAACCAAUGAGAAAAAACACACGUAUCGCGACCAGAGCGAAACCAGCUGGUAUACUUCGCAGUUACGCCAAGGGGGAGAUGUUGAGGCUGGAACUCGUCAUUCCUCAAAUUCGCAGAGCGUACCUGAGGGCCCGGCUAUUGAGCCCAUUGACCGAAGCGAUGCAGGCUUACAUCAAAGCAGCAGUGUGGCAACUCCGCCAGUACCUGAAGUGCAGCAGGAGAUCGUGGCAUUGUCCAGAGAAGACAACUCAGCAUCUAGUGCACGAGAUCGUGCACAGUCUCCUCUACCCUCUCCGUCAUCGUCUCCUUCCCAUCCUCUGCCGUUUUCGGUUCUAAAUGCAGGGCAGAAGCCCGAGAAACGUCAGUUAACGGCUGAAGAGCAUAAUGCUCUCCUCCUUCAAAAUCCACACAUGGCCAAGUCUAGUACUGCAAACCCUGAUUUCAUCAACCAGUACUACCGGGAGUCGAGACUACAUCAUUUGUCCACUUGGAAAGCUGAACUCAAAGCACAAAUGCAGGCACGCGCUCAAGAAAAGUCCUCGUCGCAAAAAUCCAAGCAAAGUACAAAACCAGGCGCGAGAAGGUAUGUCAUGCAUGUAGAUUUUGACAGCUUCUUUGCUGCAGUCUCACUCCGCAAGCAUCCUCACCUGUCAGACAAACCAGUUGUGAUCGCACAUGGAAGUGGCCCAGGAUCGGAAAUUGCCAGUUGCAAUUAUCCCGCGAGACAAUUUGGCGUCAAGAAUGGGAUGUGGAUGAAGACAGCGCUUGAACUCUGCUCGGAUCUAAAAGUUCUGCCAUACGACUACAAGGCAUACGAGGAAGCUAGUCGCCAGUUCUACGACUCAAUUUUGGCAAUUGAUGGUAUCGUCCAGAGUAUCAGCAUUGAUGAAGCCUUGAUUGAUGUCAGCGAACAAUGCAUCAAAGCUGGCGGAUCGGAUGGGCGGGGCAUCUCAGAAGGCUCCCUUUAUCGUGAGCAAGAAGCUGCACAACGUCUUGGUGAAGAGUUGAGAGCCUCGGUGAAGGAAAAAACUGGAUGUGACGUUUCGGUUGGUAUUGGAGGAAACAUUCUCCUGGCGAAAGUCGCAUUAAGGAAGGCUAAGCCAGCUGGACAGCAUCUGAUCAAGCCGGAGGACAUACUCGACUUCAUCGGCGAACUUACUGUUACCGAACUUCCAGGCGUUGCUUGGAGUAUAGGUAACAAGCUGGAAGACAUAGGCAUCAGGUUCGUGAAGGAUCUUCGUUCGUGUACUAAGGAGCGAUUAAUCAACACCUUGGGCCCAAAGACUGGUGGAAAGCUGUGGGAUUAUUCUCGAGGAAUCGACAAGCAGGAGGUCGGUGAACAGGUGGUUCGCAAGUCAGUUUCGGCAGAGAUCAAUUGGGGGAUCAGGUUCAUUAACCAACAGCAAGCGGAAGACUUCGUACAGAGUCUUUCCGAUGAGCUGUCAAGGCGCUUGCUCGAACAGCUUGUGAAAGGAAAGCAAUUGACGAUGAAAAUAAUGCGGAAAGCUGCCGAUGCAGGUCUGGAUCCGCCCAAAAAUCUCGGCCAUGGCAAGUGUGAUACUUUCAACAAGAGUGUAAUGCUCGGUGUCGCCACGAACGACGGGGUGGUUCUUGGAAGAGAAGCUAUUUCCAUUCUACGAAGCUACAAUUUCCCCCCUGGAGAACUUCGAGGACUCGGUGUUCAGAUGCAGAAACUGGAGCCCUUGAAACCUUCAGGGACGGGCGGCUCUGGCCUCUCUGACGGUAGUCAGCGCCGGCUGCAAUUCAAAAAGCCUUCUACACCAUCUCGACCUGCAGAACAGCCUGGACUCCGCACCACCUCUCGAUCAGCCCUUCACUCCCCUAAGAUUAAGCAUAUCGAAGAUCCCAUCGAAGAGAUCCCCACCCCAGAGAAAGGAAAAUUGCAUGAUAGUGUUUACAGUGCCUUGGAUUACCAAGCCAACGAUGCGACUGAGCAAAGACCUCUUAACGUGAGUGGCACUCAGUUCAUCAUGCCUUCCCAGAUCGAUCCAACAGUACUGGCCGAGCUCCCCUCUGAAAUAAGAACGAAGCUUGCUCCUAAACAAAAGAGUAUCAUGGACAGUAUAACGCGAUCAACGCGACCACAAACACCUCUAAUAGAUGGCAACUCAAGAUCAACCUCGCCCUAUCUUAGUGACAACGAAGCAACGCUACCACGGCCAAGUCAGAUUGACCCAGAAGCGCUAGCUGCGCUUCCUCAGGACCUCAGGGACGAGAUACUGGCCCAAUACAAGGCCCAAGAAAACGGAGAGUCGACUUCACGAGCUAUAGCAUAUUCCCCUCGAAAACCCAAAGCUCUCUCAACCUCAAAAAAGAUUCCUGUAACUCCCACGAAGCGACAGAAAACUUCUAGUCUAUUCGGUAAAGUGAAGCCAAAAAGGGUUGGCGAUGUCUCCUCAUCCACUCUCACUCAGUCCAACUUUAUCUCUGCUCCAAGAGCAGCAGAGUGUCAUCAAAGUUCAAACCAAGAUGAUGAAGAAAUCUCUGAGUCUUUUCUGAACGAAUUACCAGAAGACAUUCGCCUCGAAAUCCUGGAAGAACAGAAGAGAGGCAGGAUGAAGGCAAAGUCUGGCCUUAAUUUCGAGAGCGUUAGAAAAAAGACGAAGGUAACAAUUGCAGUCGAGUCUGGCGUCGGAGGUCAGCAAAAAUUGCAGCUAGCCCAACAACCAGAUAAACCAACCUUCACUUCUCAAAAGCUGAGUGCUCUGCCAGAGUUGCGUGAUGCAAUAUCUGCAUGGGUCAGAGAGUUUUCUUCUGCUGGAGAUGGCCCGGACCCGGAAGAUGUCAAUGCUUUGGCCGAUUACCUCGUCAAAGUGGUCGGCAUCGAGCGAGACAUGGCCAAAUCUGUUGCUGUCGUCAAUUGGCUCGGGUUGAUCAUUGAAUAUGAAAAUUUCACAGGCGAGGAUGUUCGUGGUGCUUGGGAAAGGGCUCUUGCGAUUUUGAAGCAUCAUGUCCAGAUAGCGAUUAAAGACAGAGGUCUGCCGGCGGUCGUCUUCGAAUGGUGA